AUGAAACCUCUCAUCAUCCUGCUGGUGCUGUUCGGCCUGGUCGCCAGCUCAGGGAUCUCCUCAUCAGUGAUUGACUUGAAUGAGAAGUUCCUGGAUGUGAAAGACGAUGGAUUCUGGUUUAUUAAGUUCUACGCUCCGUGGUGCGCCCACUGCAAGAAGUUGGCGCCCGUCUGGGAACAUGUCGGCCAUGCCAUGACAAAUAUGGCACAACCGAUCAGGAUUGCAAAGGUCGACUGCACGCGCUUCCCCUCGGUUUGCCAGGAGCUCCACAUCCACGCAUACCCUACCCUCGUCUUCUUCCGAAAUGGUAAGACAUUCAACUAUGAGGGCGAACGACGGAAGGAAUCGAUGGUAGACUAUGCAAUCAAGGCGGCCGCCCCCUUGGUUCAAGACAUCAAGGAUAUGGUGAUGCUCAACGAGAUUCGCCAAAAAUCACGGGAUGAUCCCUCAUUUGCCUUCAUCGACUAUGAAACGAUUGGAGAUGACGAGCAGCUGAAGGUUCUUCGGGAUGACUUCGAUUUGGCGGCUGAGACUUUGUUUGGAAAAACGCGCUUUUACAAGAUUCGGCACUCAAUUGUUCCCACCGAACUUCGCGAAGAAAACGAUGCUCGCGUCGUCGCGUUCAAGGAUGCGCCACCGACACUAUUCCGGGGUGUUCCUGAUGACCUUCACAAGUGGAUCCUUGGCAACAGGUGGCCAUUGCUACCGCAAGCUAUCGGCCCAAAUAUUGCCGAUCUCUCGUCGGGUGGAAAGUUGUUGGUCCUGCUGGUGCUUGCCGAGACCGAAAAGGGCACCCCAACGUCAGCUGUUUCCAAAAUGUAUCAAGAGGGGUUGGAAGCGGCUCGUCUUGUGCGUGAAGACAAGGAAUUGAACGAUCGCUACCAGUUUGCGUGGCUUGAUGGCAAUGAUAUUGCUAAUAAUAUUGUGAUGGGAACGAUUGAAAUACCCGAUAUAUUACUCUUUAAUUACACGUCCUACGAAUACUACCUGAACACCGACGCCGGAAACCGAAUUACAGCAAAGUCCAUCGUUGAAUGGCUGAGGCAAAUGACAGGCGAAGAUAUCCAACCACUUGGUGGACGCGGAAUGAUCCAACGGACCAAGCGGAUAUUCUACGAGGUUUUCACCCAGGUACACAACAUGUUCGCCACGCAACCCCUGCUCACCACGUGUCUCUUCGGGGUCCCGAUUGCCUUCCUUUCGAUCAUCUGUUAUUCGAUAUGUUCGGCAGACUUCUCCGUCGAUAGAGAUGAAGUCUACCCGGAUAGCGAGUUCUCAGACGAGGGUGAUGAAGAGAUUGACGGGCGCCACAGCGAAGACGAAAACUCACCGAUUGACCCCUCGCACGCGAAAUCCGAA
Messenger RNA from Mesorhabditis spiculigera, 1359 nucleotides. The record is from the annotation of a GenBank genome assembly. NCBI's taxonomy places the organism in Eukaryota, Metazoa, Nematoda, Chromadorea, Rhabditida, Rhabditidae.